Messenger RNA from Chlamydomonas reinhardtii, 7685 nucleotides. RefSeq lists its product as uncharacterized. The record is from RefSeq and is a predicted model, not a curated record. The transcript is spliced from 20 exons. Gene Ontology annotation, biological process: chloride transport; transmembrane transport. Gene Ontology annotation, cellular component: membrane; intracellular membrane-bounded organelle. The coding region runs from base 296 to 6889 and encodes 2197 amino acids. NCBI's taxonomy places the organism in Eukaryota, Viridiplantae, Chlorophyta, Chlorophyceae, Chlamydomonadales, Chlamydomonadaceae. Gene Ontology annotation, molecular function: voltage-gated chloride channel activity.
CCAAAGCUCGCUUGCUCCCACGCGUCAAGCGUUUGAAAAGCCCGAAGCUUCUACUGAAGAUAUAAACCUCUUCUCCUAUUAACCGAACGAUGUUGCAAUCCACGUCGGCACAGUGACCGUUUGUCCAUUGCUUGAAAAAAAAGCCAUAGACCUGACUCGCAUAUAUUUAAACGACGGUAUCAGUAUUAUGAUGUGGCCCAAGGUUGGGAACGUGGUUUUCGAGUGGAAUCGCGCACGCCCGUAGAUGCUCGCGAGUUCUGACCCGUUCAUGAGCUAAAAACGGAAGGUGGGCAAAAUGGAUGGGCAGUUGGACGGGGGCUCUGGCGCGUACGCAGCUGCCGUCGCCUCCGCCCACGGCUGCGAUGCGUACCCCGGAGGUUCCUACCCGGGGGCGCACAAUGGUGGCGUCGCGGUGGUGGCAGCGGCAGCCGCAUCGGCAGCUCCCGGGGGCGCGGCAGCACUGGUGCCUGCGGAGCGGGAGGUGCGGGAGGCACAGCGGCGGCUCAGACGGGCCGAGACGCUACUCUCCAAGUUCCCGCGCUACCGAGCAAACGACUACGCGGUGGGGGAAUCCGACCUGCGGCGCUCGCUCAUCCUCAACACCACACCGCGGCAGUUCGCGGCUGAGGCGGCGUUCUCCUGGGCGCUGACGGUGGUGAUUGGCCUGCUCAACGGCGUGGCCGGCUUCCUGUUUAAUCAGGGCAUCUACAUGCUGAACAAAUGGAAGUUUGAGACCACGCUCAAGUUCAUCACGUCCGGCGGCGGCUUCGGCAUUCCCUAUUGCGUGUACAUGGCGUUUACAGUGCUGUACUCCGCCACCGCCGCCAUCCUGGGCAGCUACGUCAGCCCGCAGGCGGCCGGCAGCGGCAUCCCAGAGAUCCGGUGCUACCUCAACGGCAUCCACGUGCGCGGCCUGCUCACCAUCCGCACCUUCUUUGCAAAGGCCUUCGGGGUGCUCUUCAGCAUCGCGGCGGGGCUGGUGGUGGGCAAGGAGGGCCCCUUCACACACGUGGGCGCCAUCAUUGGCGGUGGCGUGGCGGGCCUGGGCUCCACCACCCUCACGCGAGCCACCGGCGGCCAUUGGCGGGCGGUGCUGCGCACACGCUUUGGGCGCUACUUCCGCUCGGCGGUCAGCCACCGCGACCAUGUGGCGGCGGGCGCGGCGGCAGGUGUAUCCUCCGCCUUCGGAGCACCCAUCGGUGGCAUCCUGUUCAGCGUUGAACAGGGCUCGUCCUUCUACAGCGCCAGUAUGCUGAGUCAUGCCUUCCUGGCCGCGGGUAUUGCCAUCUUUGUGAGCCUGCUGCUGUCGGCCGCGCUGUGGCACGGCCCCGACCUGUACCGCACCGCCUUCACGGCGCCGCAGCAGUUCGCGCUGCUCAACGAGGUGCCCACCAAGGGCCGCUUCUGGUACUACGCCUGGGAGCUGCCCAUCUUCGCGCUCAUGGGUGUGGCGGGCGGCCUGGCGGGCGCGGCCAUGGUGGCCGUCAACAACCGCAUCACCGCGCUGCGCAAGCGCUUCGUGCCGCCCGCCCGCCCCGCCCGCCGCGUGGCGGAGGUUGUGCUGCUGGCAGCGCUGACCGCCACCGCCUGGCUGCUGCCGUCGUACCUCUCCCCCUGCCUGCCCGUACCGCCGCGGCCGUACCUGUCGCAGCUCGGCCUGGUUGCCUCAUCAGGACCCGGCGGCCCCAACGCGACCAGCGGCACCGAUGCUGGCGAUGGCGGCGGGUUGGUGGAUGAGCAUUACGUGCAGGAGCAGGCGGCGGCGGGCGGCCCUGCGGGCGGCGCGGAAGCGCUGGCGCGCACGCCCACGGUGCUGUACGCGGGCUUGUAUCCGCAGCUGUGGUGCCCGGCCGGCAGCUACAGCUCCUACGGCAUGUUGUUCUUCCUGCCGCAGAUGACAGCCAUCAGCCUUCUGUUCCAAUUCGAGUUCCCUGACGGUACCAACUUCCUGUUCGCCCCCGGCGCGCUGGCGGCUCUCAGCAGCCUGGCGUGGCUGUUCAUGACCGCCACAUUCGGCGUGGGAGCCGUCACCGGGCUGUUCGUGCCCUCGCUGCUGGUCGGCGGCGCGGGCGGGCGCCUCGUGGGCCGUGCGGUGCGUGCCAUCGCCGCCCGCAUCGCGCCGCUGGCGGCCAGCGUAUCCCUCGGUGGCGCCGCCGGUGCCGCUGCCGCCACGGCGCCGGCGGUGUCCAUCUGCCUCAGCUCCUACGCGGUGGUGGGCGCGGGGGCGGUGCUGGGCGGCGUGAGCCGCAUGCUGCUUUGCAACACGGUGUUGGUGAUGGAGACGGCCGGCGCCACCGCACUGACGGUGCCGCUCAUCGUCACCACCUUUGUGGCCAAGAUGGUGGCGGACGCGCUGCAGCCGGGCAUCUUCGACGUGGCCAUUGCGCGCGCCGGCUACCCCUACCUGGAGGCGGAGCCGGCCGACCCCGUGGACAUCAAGCUGCAGCAGGCGCUGGCGGCCGGCGACGUCAUGAGCAGCCAGCUGGUGACGCUGCCGGCAGUGGUGCGCAUCGGCGACCUGGUGGAGUCGCUGAGGAGAUGGCCCCACUACUCCACCUUCCCUCUUACCGACGUGACUGCGCCGGCCGCUGCGCCCGCGGGCGCCCAGCAAGCCGCAAGUCCGGCCGCGGGCGCCACCGCGACGCCGCAACGGCCGCCGUCAGCCACGCCCUCGGCAAACCCCUCGCGAAAGCCCACGCCCACCUCGGGCAUCGCAUCCGAUGAUGACGCCGCGGCUGUGGCUCGGUCCUCGGCCGCGACCGCCGGGCGCAGCAGCGCAUCCCCGCUGCAGGCCCCGGGCCAGCUUCAGCACCCACAGGAGCACCCACCAGCGCACAAUUUCUUCAUGCCUGCCGCCGCGGCGCUCCCGCGCGUGCCCCUGAGCGCUGCCGUGGGCAGCCUGGGCGCGGCCGCCAGCCCCAGCGCACGCGGCGCGUCGCCGCCGCCAGCAGCCAAAGCUAGCCGCCUGCCUGACGGCGCGCAUGGGGCCGAAGGCUCGGCAGCUGGCGCCGCGGCCUCAGCGCAGCUGGAGAGGAGUGCGCUGCUAGUGGAGCACGGCGACAGCAGCGGGCUACCGCAGGGGACUGAUGGUGGAGGCGGCGGCCCCGCCGAGGGCACCAGCGCGGCUGGUGUGCCGGGCCCCGUUGCAGAGGGCGCCGAUAACGGUGGCGCCGUUAGGGGCACUGACGCACAGGCGCAGGCGCAGCACCCGCAGCAGGAGCCGCAGGUGCUGUUGGGGCACCUGACACUGCUGUCAGCGUUCGCGCAACCGCCUCCAUCGGAGGUCUCGGCAGCGCGCGCGGGACCCCAGCCGCCGAUUACCGCGGGCCCGAACCAACGCCCCCCGCUGCCCCCUGCACGCCCGCAUGCCCAACCUGCCGACAGUACCGGCACGCAGCACCCGCUGGCGCUCCAGACUUCGGCGCAGCAGCCGGCAGCGCCGCCGUCAAGCCGCAGGCACCUUGCGGGGCCUCCCGAAGGGCCUGCCGAUGCAGCCGCCACCGUCACCUCGCAGCGGCCGUUGUCACCGCCGCCAGCAGCCAACGGCUCGGCGACCGCGCUGCCUCAUGCCGCCGCUGCCGCCGCCGCUGUCGUCGGGACGACGCCGCCGGCCACGCCGCUGCCACGGGCAUCGGCUGCGGUGCCACAGCCGCCGCCGCCAGCGGCAGCGGCACCGCCCUCAAUCGUAGGCGUGAUCAGCCGCAGCGUCCUUCUGAAGCUGCUGGAGAUGAGGGCCGAUCUGGCGGCCGCGUCAUCAACGGCGCCACGCCUGGCCACCGCCUCCACGGCCUCCUCCACGUGCUCCGACCCUGCAGCCUGCCAGCCUGCACCCACACGCGGUUGGUGGGUGUGGCAGCGGCUGCUGCAGCCCUGGCGCGGCUACGCGCCGGCGGCCGUUGCGCCGGCCGCAGGCGGCGCGGCCGCCAUGCCGGGCGCAGCCGCUGGUGGCAAGGGCGCCGUAGCUGACAGCAACAAGGAGGGGCAGCGGCGUCAGGAGCCGACGGAGUGGCUGGGCGGCCGGCGCUCGGCCAUGAGUCGGCAGCGGGCGGUGCGGCUGCUGGAUGCGGUGGACAACUACCCAGCCAAGGCCCCCGCCGACCGGCCUGGGGAGGAGAAGCUGCUGAGCCGGCUGAGCCCGUCGGACCUGGAGGGCUGCCUUGACCUGCGGCACUACAUGCAGCGUGUGCCGUACGUGGUGCCUGCCACGGCCUCACUUGCCCGGACCUACCGCCUCUUCCGCGGCCUCGGCCUCCACCACAUCUUCGUCACUGCGCCCAACAUCCCCAUCAUUGGCCUCAUCACGCGCUCCGACCUGGCUCCCGCCAACGCCUACCGCGUGGCCUACCGCCUGGCCGAGCGCGAGCAGCAGCAGCUGCAGAGCCUACUGGCGGCACAGCAGCAGGCGCAGCCGGGGCGGCAGCGGCGGCGGGGUUACGAGGGCGAGGAGGAUGUGGGGGAUGGUGACGAGCUGCUUGAGGGCGACCAGGAGGGGGAGGACAGCAGCGAGGAUGAGGAGGACGCGGCGGCGGGGAUGGGGAUGGGGAGGCAGGGCCAUGGGGCCGUGAGUACGGACGGCAAGGGUGGCGGCGACGGCCCGGAGGGCGACGGCGCCGGCGACGCAGCUGCCAAACCCGCUGACGGCACGGACGGCGGCCAAAGUGCGCGCCGCACGAGCAAGCGGCUGAGGGCGGUUGAGGGCGGCCGUCCAUUGUACCCAUCGGCUACCGCCGGCGCGCGAGACAGCGCGCCGCUGCUUGGCGCCAGCGGCGCCGGCGGCCGGACCAGGGUGGGCAGGUCCGUUGGCAAUGCAGCAUCUUCCUUGGCGGGUGCACGGCUGGCCUCAUCCAGCCUGCCGCAAUUUAGGGCCGCCAACGCCACACGGCCGCCGCGGGAUAGCAACGAAUUAGGCGCCGCCUUGGGAGGCGGCGGCGGCUUUGAUGGGGGAAUCUCGGCCGCUGCCUCCGUCGCCUCCACCAGCAUGGGACUGCGGCGGCGGCACGCCGGCAGCAUUCGUUCGCGCGUGCCCAGUGGGCAGCGGCUGGGCGGUGUUGCCGGGGAUGCACCGGGUGGCCUGCCUGCGCCGCUGCAGUCGGGACAGCAGCUGCAGCAGUACCCAAGCGGCGCGUUGCAGGCGGGUUCGGCAGGGCUGCGCGGAGAAGGGGCGUACGACGAGAUCAGCGAUGGAAGUGCUUCACUGCUGCCGGCAGUGCACACGUCUGCGGCCGGCGCCGGCGGCAUGAUGCCCGACGGAGUGUACGACACGCCGCACGCCAACCUGGGAGGCGGCGGUGGCGGCGCCGCAUGGCGGUGGGGCGGUACUGCCGUUCUGCCGUACAGCAGCGUCGUGUACGGCGGCGGUGGCGUCGUGGGAGCCGGCGCGGCAGGAGCAGCAGGUGGCGGCUCAGGUCGUGGCGGCGGCGCAUCUUCAGGCACGGUGCCGCGCCGGGCCACUGGGCUAAUGGCCACCCUGGCAGCAGUCGUCAACCCGCACGCUCACGCGCAGCCGCCGUUGCAGCCGCCCUCCCGACCCACAUCGCCACCACCCACCGCUGCGGCGUCCAUGGUGGGGCCGCAGUUCACUGCGCUGUCCGCCGCGGCUUCAGCUGUAAUGCUGACGCCGAGCGCUCAGCAAUCCAGCGCCGCAGCAGUGAGCAGGGUGGUCGAGCUGUCGGGCCUGCGUUCCGUCGGGCUGGGAGCAGCCAGCCGUGGCGUGACAGCCACAGUCACAGGUGACGUCGAGCUGCAGGCUCCGGCGCCGCUUCAGCAGCAGCCGGCGCUGCUGCUGUCGUCAGCCAGCGGCGUUGCUUCUGGCCCUGGGGCUAUGGCCGCGGUCGGAGUGGCGCUGGCGGACCAGGCCUUGUGGCCGCAGGGAACACUCGCGCCGUCGGUACAGCUGCAAGGGGCGCCAUAUGCUGGCAGUGCACCCGACCCGCACGCGCAGCCGCAGGCGCAGCUGCAGCUGCUGCGCCCCAUGCCCACGCGCCCACUGCCGCCGCAUCGGCUAUCCGCUCCCGGCACAGCAGCACCAGCGCCUAGGCCAGGGCCGUCAGUCGCUGCCAUGCACACAGCAGGCCAGGGCCACAGCCCGGUCGGUGCGCUCGAGCAGCAGCAGGGCUCCCAGCCGCACCAGGAGCGGCGGUGGCCCCGUAGGACUGCCAGCCUGGGCACACCGAUGUCCAGCCUCACAGCCGCAGCGGUUCUGAGCACAGCCGCCACGAAUGAGAACACAGCAGACGAGCCACAGCCCACUGGCGGGCCGCAGGCUGUGUUCAUGCAGGCGCUGCACAAUGUGGCAGCGGCGUUCGCGCUGCCUAGCGGAGGGCAGGCCCGGCACCGCAUGCAGCCUGACCUGGAGGCAGCUGCCGGCGAUGGCGGUGAUGAUGAUGUCGGCGGUCGUAGGGUGGGCAGCGGUGUCUUGGAGCACGAGUACGCACAGGAGCUUGUGGAUGCCGGAGCAGGGGUUGGCCCAGGGCACACAUGGGAGCGCGGGCGGGGCGUGUCAGACCACGGCGGGCUCACGGCGCAGGGUCUGGAGGAGCCCGCAGCCGCAGCCGCCGUGGCUGAUAGGGACGUGCUGCCCACCACGCCCACAGCUGCAGCUGCGGCGGCGGCGGCGGCUGCAGCGAUGAUGACGCCGCGACACGUGGCGCUGGCGGCGCCGCUGGCGGAAGAGCUAAUGUUCGCUACGUUCGCGCCGCCCCUCCGGCCGCUGUCACCACCGCCGCCACCCCCGUCAGCGACACCUGACACGUCGGUCCUGCCUGCGCGUCCUGAGCGCCCCAUAUCGCCCCCUCUGCCGGCCCCAGCUACAGUGGCUCAUACCGGUGAAACCGUCCUACCAGAUGCACCGGAGGGAACUACACCCGAGGCUGGAGUGCAGCCGCUAUAGGGUGCCAGCGGACUACAAUGUUAUGCGGGGUAGCCGCAGUCCGAAAGAGGCUGCGGGAUGACAUGGGGUAUGUGUGGAAUGUGAAGCAAGAUUUGCCAAGACGAGGUGUCUGCGGAAUGUGAAGCCAGGAUGGUGUUGCAGGAUGGCAAAACAGGGUAGCGGGCAUCAAGCGCCAGGCGCAAACGUACAAUGUCGUGGAUUCUCGUCAGACGCUGGCCCCUCUUAGCAAAACUGCGAGGAUAGGAUUACCCACCUGAGUGCCACUGCAACAAUUGGCAUUGCUGAACAAGGUCACCUGACGCGCGUGGACAUGGCCAAACAACCGAGCGUUACCCUCCUUGACACGCAUUUGCUUGAGCGUGAGUCAGAUUGCAUUGGUUACAAGAGGGACCUCAGUCAUUGAGUCGCAACGCUCACAAGCCUUAAUUGGGUGAACACCUUGUGGGUCAACCGUGGCACAUACCUUUUGCGUGGCCUGUUAGGGGCAAUCGAGCAGCCAGGAGCAGCCGUAUGCUAAUAUGGGACCAUCUCCGGCCUAAAACGACACCAUCCUUCCCCUCAGGGGAUCUUUACGACUUUACGCCAGAACCAACAUAGCGCAUGUCAGCAGCCGUCAGCAUGUUACAUCGAUCGAUAUUGGGGUUUGAUGCUGAAUGCCAGGGACCUUUCACUUCAUGCAGAUGACAGCCAGCAACAGCCGUAAUACAUGGAGGAUGCGGAUUUGGGGUUAGCUUAUUUUGCCUGUCGUGGCUGUCAUCCGCUCAGGCAAGACGGCUUAUGAUUAGGAAUGUCUUUG